Messenger RNA from Solea senegalensis (Senegalese sole), 1668 nucleotides. RefSeq names its product centrosomal protein of 85 kDa-like. The transcript has 5 exons. NCBI's taxonomy places the organism in Eukaryota, Metazoa, Chordata, Actinopteri, Pleuronectiformes, Soleidae. The record is from RefSeq and is a predicted model, not a curated record. Gene Ontology annotation, cellular component: centrosome. The annotation marks the transcript as partial.
UUUGAUGACGAUGUUCCUGCAGAUGACUCCAGUUCCAGUACCACACCUCUGUCUUUCCAGGCACUGACUCAGCACCACUUCAGCCUGGACGAUGACGUCGUCCCCUCGUCUUCCUCACCCAGCACCAGUAUCAGAACAGCUUCCUCACCCAGCAGCACAGCUCAGUGGAGCAGGUCUUCCCUACAUCUUACACCACCUUCGUCUCACCUGUGUGCACCAGGCUGUCUGAAUAUGAGGGACCAUCAGCCCAUCCGCAGGUGCUCCUCUCUCACCAAGUUGUCCUCUGGGACUGAGAGCAGCUCUGCAAAGACAUCAGGCUGUCAGUAUAAUCCAGAUUCACAAGGCUCUCUGGACAGAGGUCUGUUACAUGGCUACAAAAAGGAGCCUCUUGGCUCUAACGUGGACCUGUAUUUACCUCUGUGCUCCUCACUGCACUGCCACAGCCUGCUGCAGCGCUCACCAGGUGCUGCCCCCUGCUGUCGCUACAACCCCAGCACUAGAUCCAGCAGUUUGUCCCUCUCCUCAGCUCUGUCCUCCCCAGUGAGACACAGCAGUCUGGAUAUGAGCUUCAGCGCAUCAGCUGAGGAUAAACGGGGUCAGAGUGGGGUGCAAGUGUACGGCUUAAGCUUAUCAAAACAAGCAGACUCACCUGUGGCUCCUCCCACUGACAGAAGCUCGCCCAUCCAACCUGCUCUGCGCACACAGAUGUGGCUGACGGAGCAGAUGGAGUACAGACCCAGAGCAGAGAGAGCCAGAGGAACACAGGGCUGUAGUGGAGACGGGCUUUCGUCAUGGCAACCAGGACUACAGCAGGAACCAGGGCUUAACCAGAUGCUGAUGACAAGUGGUCUUCCUGUUAACUCUCUGGUGAAGGUUAAAGAGGGGCUUCUGAGACAGAGAGAACUGGAGAUUAACAGACAAAAGCAACAGAUCUUGCAGCUCCAUGCUCGGAUCAGAGAGAACGAGCUCAGAGCUCAGCAGGUGCUGUUGAGCCACAGAGGGUGGUUUGACCACGCCCACAUCCUCAACGCCAAGGAGGCAGUAGUGAGGUCUGACAGGCUGUGUGCUGAUGAGGAGCUUGGCAGGAAGUUAGCAGCGGCUGAACUGGAGGUUCUCCAUCUGAACGACUUAUACAAGCAAGUCACACAGAAGUACACAGAGGACAUCAGGAAACUGCAGGAGAAGAUAAAAACCAGAGAUCGCUACAUCAGCAGUCUGAAGAAGAAAUGUCAGAGAGAGAGUGAACAGAGCCAAGAAAAACAGGAGCGAAUAGAGACGCUGGAGAAAUAUCUGUGUGACCUGCCCACACUGGAGGAGGUGCAGGCCCAGGCCCAGCAGGUACACACACACACACACACACACACACUCUGUCUGCACAGUUUUAUCAACACAAGUACUGUGAAAAACAUCACAGUAACAUGCUGAUCAAACCCACAAUUCACACAGAAACCAGCAAAUAUUCACAUUCUAGAAGCUGAAAAAAAAACAAACACUCAAACAGAUGAAUCCUUUGUCAAAAAAAGACCUUUAACUUAGUAAUCACUUAGUAAUGGAAUGGUGACCUGUCCAGAGUGUGACUCCGCCUUUUACCCUGUGUCAGUUGUGAGUGGCUUUAUCAUGUGGAGGAAACAGUGGUAGAAAUGAUGGAUAUGUGUGAUUAUCUAAGAC